AUGGCAAGGAAAACUAGUGCAAAAUCUCAGGUAAACAAGCAUGGAAAUGGAACUGGAAAACCUCGAGGACCUUCUUCAGAUUCGCAAGCUCUUAAAACGCGCUCGUUGGAUGAAGUAUUGGGAGUAGAGGCGAUCAAUUUUGGAUUGGAGAAUGAGGUUCUCACUCCAAAAUCGUCAUUGAAGCAGCUUCAAGUUCAAUCAGAGGUUCGACAUUCUUUUAAUGAGUUCAUGGAGGUCAUACAUGGAUCGCAUAGUCAAGCUCGCUCAGGUGCUCGUUCUAAUGUCGAUGUGGGUAUGAUCUUUGUUCCUAUUUUACAGCCUUUUGAUGAUGAAAUAGUAGUUGAUAAUAAUUUUGAUGAGGAAUCUGUGUUAGCUGAGGAUACUAUUGCACCAGUUCAGAUUGAAUUGGAUGAUAUUCAAAGUGAGAUUGAUUUUUGGAACUCUACUGUUGUAUGCUAUAUUGUGGGUGCCAAUCCCCCAAUUAAUGUGAUGGAGGGUUUUGUUAGGAGGAUUUGGGGUAGUCUGAAAGUGGAUAAGGUGGUGCUGGUAAAAAAGGGAGUAUAUCUGGUGAGAUUUUUAUCCAUGGAAUCGAGAGAUAAGGUGCUUAAGGGUCACUAUUUUUUUGAUAAUAAGCCAUUGAUUGUGAAACCUUGGGAUCAGGAUGUUGAUAUGGAAAAGGAGGUGGUGCAGGUUGUUCCAAUUUGGAUUCAGUUGAAGCUGAAUUUUAAAUACUGGAGUGAGAAAGCCAUUUUCAAGCUAGUGAGUCAAUUGGGGAAACCUAUAAAGAGAGACUAUGCUACAACCUGUAGGGAUAAAAUCCAGUUUGCUAGAGUAAUGGUUGAAGUCCCAAUGGCAGAAUCUUUACCUGAUCACAUAUAUUUCAUGAAUGAACAUGGAGAGAAGAUUAAGACAGGGAAAAGCAGGAAAGUAUGGGUUCAGAAACAGAAGCAAGGGGAUGCACAACCUCAACAAGUUGUGAAGCCAGUUAUUGAGGUGGAUCAAGAGGGUUUUCAAAGAGCAUUGAGGCCUAUUAGAGUUAGAUUUGAUUCUGUGGAGCCAACACAUGUUACAAACCCUUUUGAUAUUAUGCAGAAUGAGGGCAUAACUGAAAAUGAUGAUACUAUGCCAGGUGGAGAAGAUGAAGUGAGAAGGUUCAUUCAGCAGUUUGAUAUUGGGUUGGUUGGGCUCCUUGAACACAAGGUGAAGGGUACCAAUCUUGGUAAACUUUAUCAAAGAGUGUUUACAAACUGGUGUUUUACUGGGAAUGUUAGUUUCCAUAAAGGUGGCAGGAUUGUAGUUGCUUGGAAACCAAGCAGUUUUACUGUGAGUAUACUAGCUGUUACAGCUCAAUUCAUUCAUUGCCAUGUCAUCCCUAUGAGUGGUAAAAAUGGAUUUUAUUGUACCUUUGUGUAUGCUUUCAAUGAGAGUAGGCAGAGAUUGGAGUUAUGGAGAGAUUUAAAGAGUUUGAACACACAGGAACCUUGGAUCAUGUGUGGUGAUUUCAACUAUGUCAUGACUAGUGAGGAAAGAAUUGGUGCUCCUGUGAGGCAAACUGAAAUUGCUGAUAUUAAUGAGUGUAUGCAUGAUUGUUGUAUGGAAGAUGUGAAGUGUGUGGGGAAUAUGUUCACCUGGAAUAAUAAGCAGCAGGGUAGUGCUAGAGUAUUCUCUAAGCUGGAUAGAGUGUUGGCUAAUCCAGUUUGGCAGAAUGUUUAUAAGGAUGCAGAGGUGUGUUUUAUGAGUGAAGGUGAGUUUGAUCACUCCCCUGGACUUCUCACUGUGUAUCUAAGGGUUGCAAGUGGAAGGAAGCCAUUCAGAUACUUCACAAUGUGGAAGACAGCUCCAACUUUUAAUAGCAUCAUUCAAGAUGUAUGGAGUGAACAGAUUAUUGGAAGCAAGAUGUAUGUGCUAGUCUCUAAAUUAAAGAAGAUUAAAUCUGCUUUGAAGGAACUCAAUAAAACUGCUUUCACUGAUAUCCAAGCUGCUGAUAUUAAAGCUCAUCAAGUAUUGAUCGAGGCUUAG
Molecule: messenger RNA, 2019 nt
Organism: Spinacia oleracea (spinach)
Lineage: Eukaryota; Viridiplantae; Streptophyta; Magnoliopsida; Caryophyllales; Amaranthaceae
Exons: 3
Coding region: 1-2019 (672 amino acids)
Molecular function (GO): catalytic activity
Source: RefSeq, a predicted model, not a curated record